Molecule: messenger RNA, 654 nt
Organism: Thamnophis elegans (Western terrestrial garter snake)
Lineage: Eukaryota; Metazoa; Chordata; Lepidosauria; Squamata; Natricidae
Gene: FNDC10
Product: fibronectin type III domain containing 10
Exons: 1
Coding region: 1-654 (217 amino acids)
Molecular function (GO): protein binding
Source: RefSeq, a predicted model, not a curated record
AUGUUGGCUUUCUCCCUCCUAGUGGCCCUGCUUUGCCCGGGACUUUGGGGAACCGACCCGAAGGCGCGCAGAGCCGGGGGAGAAGGAUCGGGAGGAAGAGAAGGAGGCGUCGCAGAGCCCUGGUGCCCUUACAAGGUGCUGAGCGAAGACGGCCCGGGACGGCUAUGCUUCCGCAGCCCGGCGCUGGGUUUCCACUGCGCUCCGGAGCGCUGCACGGCUCACCGCUCGCCCGGCCGCGCCUUGCUGGCCAACGUGCUCCGCAACGGCAGCGUCUUGCUGCAGUGGGCCUGGCCGGCCGAUCGGCAGCCUCCCCUGCGGGGCUUCGCGCUCUCCUGCUCGUGGGAAGGCGCCUACACGCGUUUCCAGUGCGAGAGCGUGCGGCUGGGCGCCGCCUGCCGGGAUUACUUGCUGGCCGACCCGCACGGCAGUGUCCGCUACCGCCUCUGCCUCCAGCCCGUCUUGGGAGGCGGGGACGAGCCGGCGGCGGUAGCCGAGUGCGUGGAGUUCACCGUGGAGCCGGCCGGCAUGCGGGAUAUCGUCGUGGCCAUGACGGCCGUCGGGGGCUCCAUCUGCGUCAUGCUAGUCCUCAUCUGCCUCCUGGUGGCUUACCUGACCGAGAACCUUACGCCCUCUUCGGCCAAGCGGGGCAGCUGA